Closterium sp. NIES-65 is the source of this 2691-nucleotide messenger RNA. NCBI's taxonomy places the organism in Eukaryota, Viridiplantae, Streptophyta, Zygnematophyceae, Desmidiales, Closteriaceae. The record is from the annotation of a GenBank genome assembly.
AUGCGGCCACCCUGCCGGCCGCAUUGCGACGAUCCGCCACCGUUAUGCGCUAACCCGCCGCUCCCAUACGCUCUCAUUCCCUCUCACCCACUCUCUUACGCUCUCAUUCCCUCUCACCCACUCUCUUACGCUCUCAUUCCCUCUCACCCCAUCUCUUACGCUCUCAUUCCCUCUCACCCCCUCUCUUAUGCUCUCAUUCCCUCUCACCCACUCUCACACCCUCUCAUUCCCUCUCACCCACUCUCAUACGCUCUCAUUCCCCCCACCCACUCUCAUACGCUCUCAUUCCCUCUCACCCACUCUCAUACGCUCUCAUUCCCUCUCACCCACUCUCAUACGCUCUCAUUCCCUCUCACCCACUCCCAUACGCUCUCAAUCCCUCUCACCCUCUCUCAUACGCUCUCAUUCCCUCUCACCCACUCUCUUACGCUCUCAUUCCCUCUCACCCACUCUCUCACGCUCUCAUUCCCUCUCACCCACUCUCAUACGCUCUCAUUCCCUCUCACCCACUCUCAUACGCUCUCCUUCCCUCUCACCCACUCUCAUACGCUCUCAUUCCCUCUCAUCCCUUCUCAUCCCCUCUCAUUCACUCUCAUACACUCUCCUAUACUCUCAUACUCUCUCAUCAUCCCUUAUCAUACACUCUCAUUCACUCUCAUCCCCUCUCAUCCUCUCUCAUCCCAUACUAUCAUAUACACUCUCAUCCCCUCUUAUACACUCCCCAACACACUCAUACACUCUCAUCCCUGCUCAUCCCCUAUCAUCCCCUCUCAUCCCCUCUCAUCCCCUAUCAUCCCAUCUUAUACACUCUCACCCACUCUCAUACGCUCUCAUUCCCUCUCACCCACUCUCAUACGCUCUCAUUCCCUCUCACCCACUCUCAUACUCUCUCAUUCCCUCUCACCCACUCUCAUACGCUCUCAUUCCCUCUCACCCACACUCAUACGCUCUCAUUCCCUCUCACCCACUCUCAUACGCUCUCAUUCCCUCUCACCCACUCUCAUACGCUCUCAUUCCCUCUCACCCACUCUCAUACUCUCUCAUUCCCUCUCACCCACACUCAUACGCUCUCAUUCCCUCUCACCCACACUCAUACGCUCUCAUUCCCUCUCACCCACACUCAUACGCUCCCAUUCCCUCUCACCCACUCUCGUACGCUCUCAUUCCCUCUCACCCACUCUCAUACGCUCUCAUUCCCUCUCACCCACUCUCAUACUCUCUCAUUCCCUCUCAUCCACUCUCAUCAACUCUCAUACGCUCUCAACCCCUCCCAUCCACUCUCAUCCCCUCUCAUCCCCUCUCACACACUCUCAUUCCCACUCAUCUCCUCUCGUCCUAUCUCACACACUAUCAUUCCCCCACAUUCACUCUCAUCUACUAUCAUACACUCAUAUUCACUCUCAUCCCCUCUCAUCCCCUCUCAUCCACUCUCAUCCCCUCUCAUCCACUCUCGUUCCCCUUCACACACUCUCAUUCCCUCUCAUACACUCUCGUACCCUCUCUUCCACUCACAUUCCCUCUCAUCCCUUCUCUUCCACUCUCAACCCCUCUCAUCCCAUCUCUUCCACUCUCAUUCCCUCUCAUCCCCUCUCCUACACUCUAAUCCCCUCUCAUACACUCUCAUUUCCACUCAUCCCCUCUCAUUCACUCUCGUUCCCUCUCAUCCCCUCUCAUUCACGUUCAUCCCCUUUCAUCCCCUCUCAUCCCCUCUCAUCCACUCUCAUACGCUCUCAUUCCCUCUCACCCACCCUCACACCCUCUCAUUCCCUCUCACACACUCUCAUACGCUCUCAUUCCCUCUCACCCACUCUCAUUCCCUCUCAUUCCCUCUCACCCAUACGCUCUCAUUCCCUCUCACCCACCCUCACACGCUCUCAUUCCCUCUCACCCACUCUCAUUCACUCUCAUAAGCUCUCAUCCCCCCUCAUCCCCUCUCACACACUCUCGUUCCCUCUCAUACACUCUCGUACCCUCUCUUCCACUCACAUUCCCUCUCAUCCCUUCUCUUCCACUCUCAACCCCUCUCAUCCCAUCUCUUCCACUCUCAUUCCCUCUCAUCCCCUCUCCUACACUCUAAUCCCCUCUCAUACACUCUCAUUUCCACUCAUCCCCUCUCAUUCACUCUCGUUCCCUUUCAUCCCCUCUCAUUCACGUUCAUCCCCUUUCAUCCUCUCUCAUCCCCUCUCAUCCACUCUCAUACGCUCUCAUUCCCUCUCACCCACCCUCACACCCUCUCAUUCCCUCUCACACACUCUCAUACGCUCUCAUUCCCUCUCACCCACUCUCAUACUCCUCAUUCCCUCUCACCCACUCGCAUACGCUCUCAUUCCCUCUCACCCACCCUCACACGCUCUCAUUCCCUCUCACCCACUCUCAUUCACUCUCAUAAGCUCUCAUCCCCCCUCAUCCCCUCUCACACACUCUCGUUCCCUCUCAUACACUCUCAUCCCCCCCCAUCCCCUCUCCUACACUCCAACCCACUCUCAUACACUAUGCUGGUUGCAGGGAUGGGAUGGCGGAAGGAGAAGAGAAGAGAGGAGCUUACCUUGUUCAUACCCUAAGGUGACGGUUAGAGGUCUCGCAACAACCCAGCCCUCCCCUUUCUUCUCGCGUCCCUCCAACCAACCUGAUCCCUCGCAGCACCUCAAUGCCACGUGCAUGCCCCUCAACAGCCACACGCCUGUCAGCUAG